CGGAGCGGAAGAGGCGGCGCCUCGCGGGGAAAGAUGGCGGAGCCCGUGAAGGGGCGAGGGGGGGCCCCGGCUGGGAAGGUGCUGAGCGCCGAGCAGGUGGUGUCCCGCUUUAACCGGCUCCGGCAGGACCAGCGGGGUUUGGCCUCCAAAGCGGCCGAGCUGGAGCUGGAGCUCAACGAACACAGCCUGGUGAUCGAGACCCUGCGUGAGGUGGAUCCCACCCGGAAAUGUUUCCGCAUGGUCGGGGGGGUGCUGGUGGAGAGGACGGUCAAGGAGGUGCUGCCAGCCCUGGAGAGCAACAGGGAGCAGAUUUCCAAGCUGCUGGAGGCGCUGGCCCAGCAGCUGCAGGCCAAGGGCCGCGAGCUCUCCGAGUUCCGCGAGCGCCACAACAUCCGGCUGCUGGGGGAGGAGGAGCCCCGAGCCCCCCGGGAGGGAUCUGAGGGGAGCAAGGGGGGCCCGGGGGGGGUCCUGGUGUCCUGACCCCUCCCCAAAUACCCACAGGGAGUUUGGGGUUGUUUGGGGUUUGUUUUAGGGUCAUUUUGGGGGGUUUUGGGGUCGUGGUGUUCUGAUCCCGCCCUGAUUUCCCACGGGGAUUUUGGGUUUUCCUGACUCCCCUACCCAAAAAUUUCCAGAGAUUUUUGUUUUGGGGUUUUUGGGGUCCUGGUGUCCUGACCCCCUCCAAAUACCCACAGGGAGUUUGGGGUUGUUUUGGGUUCUUUUUAGGGGAUUUUGGGGUCGUGGUGUUCUGACCGACACCAAAUUCCCACAGGGAUUUUGGGGUUUUUUUAUGGGGGAGGUUUGGGGUCCUGACAUCCCCCCAGAGUUUUGUUUUGGGG
Catharus ustulatus (Swainson's thrush) is the source of this 836-nucleotide messenger RNA. It is a transcript of the gene PFDN2, whose product is annotated as prefoldin subunit 2. Gene Ontology annotation, cellular component: prefoldin complex; cytoplasm. Gene Ontology annotation, biological process: protein folding. Gene Ontology annotation, molecular function: protein folding chaperone. NCBI's taxonomy places the organism in Eukaryota, Metazoa, Chordata, Aves, Passeriformes, Turdidae. The transcript is spliced from 4 exons. The record is from RefSeq and is a predicted model, not a curated record. The coding region runs from base 34 to 480 and encodes 148 amino acids.